Molecule: messenger RNA, 912 nt
Organism: Fusarium keratoplasticum
Lineage: Eukaryota; Fungi; Ascomycota; Sordariomycetes; Hypocreales; Nectriaceae
Exons: 4
Coding region: 1-912 (303 amino acids)
Source: RefSeq, a predicted model, not a curated record
AUGGCGCCCCGCCCCAUCUUCGCCGCGACGCACCCACGUGCAUGCUCUACGGCCUUCGAAAGGGUCUUCAUGACUCGGCGCGACAUCAUGGAGAGUGUGCACGAACCAUUUGGGGAUGCCUUCUACUACGGCCCCGAGUUUCUGAGCGACCGCUUCAGAGACGACGCCGACCAGCGCGAACGCAGUGGCUUCGCCGACAAGACGUACAAGGACAUCUUCGACCAAGUCAUGGAUGCCGGAAAAGAGGGAAAGAGAAUCUUCAUCAAGGAUAUGGCCUACUACCUCAUGACCCCGGAUGGCAAGCCUACCAAGGUUGCGCCGUCCCUGGGCGAGGAGGAGUCCGGCAACCCAACUGUGGUGCCGCUAGAGAUCCUGAAGCAAUUCCAGUUCACAUUCCUCAUCCGCCACCCCCGCAGGUCCAUCCCCUCGUACUACCGCUGCACUGUGCCGCCUCUGGACGAGGUCACUGGCUUCUACAACUUCAUGCCAAAUGAGGCUGGCUACGAGGAGCUGGUGCGUCUCUUUGACUAUCUGCUCAAGGAGGGCGUCGUUGACAAGGACAACCUUGUCGUCGUCGACGCCGAUGACCUGCUGGACAACCCCGAGAAGACCAUCCGUCUCUACUGCGAGAAGACGGGCAUUGACUUUAAGCCCGAGAUGCUCGAGUGGAACGACCAGGACAGCAAGUUUGCCAGCGACGCCUUUGAGAAGUGGAAUGGCUUCCACAACGAUGCCAUCAAGAGCUCGGCUCUCAGGCCGCGCACUCAUGCCCAGAAGACAUCCACUACCGAAUCGGAAAAUAAGGAGUGGACCGCCAAGUAUGGGGUCGAGGCGCAAAAGGUUAUCCGCAAGACGGUUGAAGACAACGUCGCGUACUACGAGUACCUGAAGCAGUAUGCUCUGCCUGUUUAA